UUCAGUUGCACUCUUAGUGUACUAACGACAUUAACUCUAGUCUGAUUAUUGUGAGGAAUCCUUGUUCACGCGCGGACCUUUAUUACUUGGCAUCACUUUACUAAUUUAUUAAUUAGUAGCACCUCGACACCACAGGACUCUCAAUCAUCAGUUUGUAAUUUCCCAUCGGAAUCCAUAUAGACCUGCUGCGAAACUUCAUCGUCGAGCAGGCCAUGAUGUUAUCGUGUCGAUAUUUCUUCAUCUCUACCUUUGCAACCAUCGCGGCCGCCACUUUCUUCGGUUUCGGCGCAAUGACUCCUGAGGAAGGCAACCCGCGACAAUUCAACGUUUAUUGGAACGUGCCCAGCUUUGUAUGCCAUAAAUACGGUGUGAAAUUCGAAGAUCUUAAGGAUUUUGGAAUUCAUCAGAAUGCAAAUGACACAUUUCGUGGUGAAAAGAUCGCGAUUCUUUAUGAUCCUGGAAUGUUUCCGGCGCUGUUGACCGAUAAAAAUGGAGUUGUAACAAAAAGAAACGGUGGCGUUCCCCAAGACGGUGAUUUGAAGGCACAUCUUGCAAUAUUCCGGGAGCAUUUGGUCAAGCAAAUCCCUGACGAGUCAUUCAGCGGUGUCGGUGUGAUAGACUUCGAGAGCUGGCGACCAAUCUUUCGGCAAAAUUGGGCCUCCCUCGAACCCUACAAGACUCUGUCCAUAAAACUGGAACGUGAAAAGCAUUCGCUUUGGAGCGACGCGGCUAUCAAGAAGGAAGCAAAGCGCCGUUUCGAAAAACACGGCAGGAUAUUCAUGGAGGAAACUCUGAAGGUAGCGAAUAAGCUUCGAUCUAAGGCCACCUGGGGUUACUACGGCUAUCCGCAUUGCUUCAAUCAUAGUCCUGGCCAACGCAACGCGCAUUGCAAUCGGCAGACCAUGGCGGAAAACGACGAAAUAUCUUGGCUUUUCACACUCGAGGACGUGCACAUGCCUUCUGUGUACUUAAGGCAGGAGAUUAAAGAGGUGGAUCGGGUAGGCUUCGUCAAGGGUAGAGUGUCGGAGGCGUUGCGAAUGGCGCAGAAGAGUUCUCGUAAACAACAAGUUCUUCCCUAUCACUGGUUCAAGUAUCAAGAUCGCAGAGAUGAAUUUCUCAGUGAGAAAGAUACGGAGAACACGAUCAACACGAUUGUCAGCCUGGGCGCUGACGGCAUGAUCAUUUGGGGUAGCUCCGAAGAUACGAACACGGAGACGAAGUGCAAGGAUCUGCAGCAAUACGUGAGAGAUGUCAUAGGACCGGCGAUAAAGCGGAUCAAACGACAAUACACAACACACCCGAAGAACGUUCAGAGGACGUUCAAACAUCUUCUGGAUGUUCUCUUUCGGAUAUGUGAGCUGUUAGGAGUAAAUGCCUACAUUGGUGAUAUUAGAGAUGCUGAGGAUCAUUGCGCUUGGGUGAUGACAAGCUACGAUAGUCUUAUCGCGGCUCUUUUCAUAAGUCUCAGGUCCAGCGCGAGAUUCGUGAAGCUCGAGUACGUCCCUGUUGCAUCCUAUUCGGUCAUUCAAAUCUCCGCUCGUAGAAAUGAGACGGGCGGCCGCAUCGUGUUGCCCCACACCUUUGCGGUCUCGAAGCAUACAGGAGACGGAGGGGUAGAUCGGAAUCGAAAUGCAUCCGUGAGCAAAACGGCGACGAAGACGAAAAAUCGAUCCUCUCUCUGGAAAUGCCGGCGACCAAUUGUCCGGCGAGGGACAAGAUUCUUGCCGUUGUCAGGAAUUCAGCUCGCGAGUCCGACGAGGCUCCGACGACGAGGACGUGAAUCCUUCGAAGGACGACAAACGCACGAGAGUACCUAUGCAACGUCGCGGGAUCUCACGAUUUUAGUUCAUUUUUUUUCGGAGCAGCCGAAAAAGCGACGAAGUCAACGUAAUUGGAACCACGUCCUCCUGAUUCGACACUCGUAUCGAUGUAGCUGUGGUUGGAUCGCGGAAGAUUUAAUUUUCGAUAAGUCGAAACGAAUCAUGGGGACGAUAAGACGGCUGUCUACAAUAAUGGUGUUGUUAAUGAUGCAUUCCGCUCAGCUCGAUGCUCAUCGUGAACACAAGGUUCACAAUAUCGUGCUGUAUCCAGAUAAGCAUAGCUGGUGCAAAACAACACCGAUAAAGCAAGUAGUGACAUGGCCUCAGUGCUCUUCACAGGAAUUGGACAAUAAUGUAUGCGUUGGUGCUUGUUUCUCGUAUAUGGUCCCUCAUAGCGAGCCUUCUGCACCCGGUGAUCUCAUAAGACCUUACUGCGAUUCUUGCCAACCUCUGGACAGCGUUUGGCACACUGUAACACUAGACUGUAAAGACGAGCAGAAAAAUCCAGUGACCAUGCAGAAGAAAGUGCAGAUUAUCACAAACUGCUCCUGCAGCUCCUGUAUGGAAACCUCAAAAAUCAAACCGGACUACAAUACUCUGCUGCAGUCUCUGACGGAGGAAAACUUGGACAAGAACGUAAAUGUAGCACAUGAAACACCAGAUUUACUACUAGAUCCGAAUUUGAAUGCUUCGAAGAACACGACUAGAGAUGGAACUCAGACUAACGAACGAUUUCUUCAACUAUUUAAGAAAUUUAAAGAGUCGCAGAAACUGAACGAAUCCGGUUUAAAGGAAUUCGCCAAAUUCGAGGAGGAAAAGAUCGAUUUGGAGAUGCUGCGGGAGAUGUUUAAAAAGUAUAGCGAGGGAGACGAAGAAGAAGGCCAGCACGAACAUCAUCAUCAGCACCAGCAUGAGCAUCAGCAUCAGCAUCAACAUCAGCAACAACAGCAACAACACCUACAUCGCGGACCCCAUCACUCUCUGGUACUAGACUCGGACGUAAAGGAAAAGAUCGACGUGGAGCCGCAUUAUUUGCAUCCCGCUGUUGCCGGCCAAGAAAUUAGUUAUCACGACAACAUUCUUGUAGGCAAGGAAAAAAAGAAGAAAGAUUUUUAAAAGCCUGCCGGAAAUUCGUCGUCGCACGGAUGUCAUCACUCUUCAAAAUUCGUAGGAAUUCGUUCGAGAUUUUUAGCAAACGCGUUUUUAUCGCGUCUAGAUAGUAUUUGAUAAGUAAACAAUUUGGACCUAAUACGCUAUCUGAUUUUGAUAUUUCUACAUAUUUAUUUCCGUAGCGAUAAUUGGAGCAUAAGAUAUUAAUUGUUGAUAUUUAUUACGAUAAAAUUAUUUUUGCAAAGAAAGAUGUCUUUUACAAUAUAUUCUAUAAGAAAGCUUAUACUAUAUGAAAUAACUAGAAAAUAAUGCGAAUUAAAAAUAAAUGUGAACAUGAUGUUUCAAAAUUAAUUAUAUCGUUAUUGGAUUCGCUAAUGAGGAUGAGAAAGAGAAAUAGCAAGAGCUUGAGAAAAUGGAAAGAUUGGAAGUGUAUGAGAGAAAAUUUUAAUAUAUAUUUAUAUAUAUAAUUGUUAUUAUGUUAAUUAAUUAUUUAAAAAGUUGCAGAGCGCAAUUUGGUGUUUAACUCAACUUUAAAUACAUAGAGUGACACUUUAUCGAGAUCUACAUCUCGAUCGAUGAACAUAUGAAUAAUACUCUCGAGAUUGAAUAUCAGUCUUGACAUGACGUCAAUUACUAUGACGUAUACAUUGUAUUAUUCUCCUAGAGAAUAAAGACCAUCGAUGGUAUGUAUUACUUA
This is a messenger RNA of Nylanderia fulva, 3627 nucleotides long. Its product is annotated as hyaluronidase. Gene Ontology annotation, biological process: hyaluronan catabolic process; carbohydrate metabolic process; defense response. Gene Ontology annotation, molecular function: hyalurononglucosaminidase activity. Lineage: Eukaryota; Metazoa; Arthropoda; Insecta; Hymenoptera; Formicidae. The record is from RefSeq and is a predicted model, not a curated record.